Messenger RNA from Priapulus caudatus, 701 nucleotides. RefSeq lists its product as uncharacterized. Lineage: Eukaryota; Metazoa; Priapulida; Priapulimorpha; Priapulimorphida; Priapulidae. The coding region runs from base 1 to 561 and encodes 186 amino acids. Gene Ontology annotation, molecular function: ubiquitin-protein transferase activity. The record is from RefSeq and is a predicted model, not a curated record. The transcript has 3 exons.
AUGGAAAGUGUCCAUGAUUUGGUUUCUGGAAAAUACUUCUUGCUACUGGCAAUGAACGUCAAGAGCCAGUUGGCAGACUUUAUGCCACAACUGAUGCAGUUGCAGCAAGGUAUGGCCAGUUGUGGCUUGUUGGAUUCCGUAAAGAACAACCCAAAACUUUGGGAAGCUGUUUUCAUAGAUGUGCCUGGCCCAAAUGCCACAACUGGAGAGUAUUUGGAGAACUUGGUAGCGGUCUUCAGUGAAUCCCAGGUCCUCAAGAAUGAAGAAAUAGAUGUGUACAAGCUGUUUAGUGACUUCAUCGAAUCUUUGACAGAAGAAGGAGACCUUACUAUCUCGCACUUGUUGAAGUGGACGACAGGAUCACCAUCAGUUCCUGUCCUGGGAUUUGGCAAGCCCUUUUCAGUUGCCUUUGUGCAUUGCCAGGAUGGUUGCAGGUGCAGGCCAACAGUGUCAACCUGUGACAUUGUAGUAAAGCUUCCUGUCCACAUCAAAAGUGAGGAAGAGAUGCUAGCGAUGAUGACAUCUGCUGUCAAGGAUAGCUCAGGAUUUGGUCUAGUGUAGUUUAGUUUUAUCUGUCUGCUGGAACAAUGUUUCGUUACAGUUUAUGAGACAGUGAUAUUUUCAGCAAUUGACUGGAAAAAGUGUUUGUUAUCUAGAAUUUAGUACCAAAUUUUGUACCAAAUUUUUGUACCAUGGCUGUC